UUUUAAUGUUUUUCAAAAACUAGGGAGUCCAAUUCGAUCAAUUAAAAUUUGUAGUAAUAUAAAUAAAGUAAGCUUAUCUGGUAAACCGACUUACAAAAUUUGGAGAUAAAAGUAGCAAGUCAUGGCUGCCGUUGCAAAUCAUGCAUUAUGGGUAGAAGCACUAAGGAGGCAUGACCGUAUCCGCAGAAGGCAUCAUCCAGAAUUUAGAAAAAGCGUUAAACGUGGGGACAGUACAUUAACCAAAAAGGCAACUAAAGAGCCUAAACGGAAAGUAUCACCACCGCAAUUACCAUUACAGUUGUGUUUCGCUGGUAUGAAUCAACAACCAUUUUCUUCGCAUGGCGAUACUCUUGUUGACUUCAGAGAGGAUCGCUGUAAAGAGUGUGGUGGCAAUUUAACAGUGUUUUGUUACACGUGUUGCCAGUGUGGCUGUAGACCAAGUAAACCUGAAGAGAUAACAUCCCAUCAACAAGCAAUCAUCUGCUGUCCAGUAAUUCCACCAGUAAACAGCAACGUAUUGCUUAAAAGUCAUUACUUAUGCAAGAUGGGAUGCGUCUGUAAGAACUGUCCAACUGAAAGAAUUCCAUCUUGCAUGUGUGGAUGUAAUUCUAAAAGAGAUUCCUCGGCAAGACAAGAACAACAUCAAAGAGCGGUAAGGUCUUGUAAAUGCAAGUGCAGAUGUAAAUAAAUUUUCACUGACGCAUAAAAUAAAUCUAUUUUUUUACUUA
This is a messenger RNA of Stegodyphus dumicola, 728 nucleotides long. RefSeq lists its product as uncharacterized. The record is from RefSeq and is a predicted model, not a curated record. Lineage: Eukaryota; Metazoa; Arthropoda; Arachnida; Araneae; Eresidae.